This is a messenger RNA of Lasiodiplodia theobromae, 642 nucleotides long. RefSeq lists its product as uncharacterized. The transcript has 3 exons. The coding region runs from base 1 to 642 and encodes 213 amino acids. The record is from RefSeq and is a predicted model, not a curated record. NCBI's taxonomy places the organism in Eukaryota, Fungi, Ascomycota, Dothideomycetes, Botryosphaeriales, Botryosphaeriaceae.
AUGAAGUACUCCGCGCCCAUCAUCGCUCUUUUCGGCCUCCUUGGCGGCGUCUCCGCCACCAUGAGCCCUGCCAACAUGCAGGAUACGGGAAACUCGCUCGCCCGCCAGGCUUUCGACAUCAAAGAUCUAGUCGUGCAGAUCAACUCCACCAUGAACACCGGCCCGAUGCAGGAUGUUUUCGAGGAGAUGGAUGAUCUGUACGAUACCGUCCUGGCCAACAUCCAGCUCAUCAUUGGCUCCGCUGCUCUUACCGAGGAGAGCGAGGACACCCAGCUCGUGUACGAGGCAUACUCCUACCUCGUCCAGGGCAUGUUCGAGCUGAUGGACGCGCUCGCGGGCUCGGCCGACAACUUCGUGGCCAUGGACGACCAGAACGAGUUCCGCGUGCCGGCGUCGAUCCGCGAGGUCGGCGGCGUCGUCGACGCCUGGAUGUUCAACAUGAUCGGCCUCUUCCCGUCCAACAGCUCCUACUCGGACCAGGCGGCGAACCAGAAGAACCAGGUCGACUCGCACUUCCGCCGCUCCAUCGCCGCCUACCACCUCGCCACGGCCAAGACCGCCGCCCCCUACGGCAACAUCACCAGCAUCGUCUCGCUCGACGCCCUCGAUCUCACCAAGAAGGAUGUCGAGUCAUCCACCUAA